Austrofundulus limnaeus is the source of this 1198-nucleotide messenger RNA. RefSeq names its product F-box and WD repeat domain containing 4 (gene fbxw4). The record is from RefSeq and is a predicted model, not a curated record. Gene Ontology annotation, cellular component: SCF ubiquitin ligase complex. Gene Ontology annotation, biological process: SCF-dependent proteasomal ubiquitin-dependent protein catabolic process. Gene Ontology annotation, molecular function: protein binding. Lineage: Eukaryota; Metazoa; Chordata; Actinopteri; Cyprinodontiformes; Rivulidae.
ACGUCAUUAGCAGCUGUCGGUGAACAUCUUCCUGUUUCUCGGUCCUGCUGUGUUUGGGAAGCAUGGAAAGCUGUUUACGGUGUUUGUCCGCGGUUUUUAGAGAGCACACCGAGCGGUGCUGUCACCAUGCUGCUCUCCCAGCUCCCGGAGGAUGUCCUCUAUCAGAUAUUAGCUUUUUUGGACUGCAAAUCCCUCUGUCGCCUCUCUCAAGUUUGUAGAAAUAUUCGCCGUGUUGUAAACCGGGAUGUUGUGUGGAGGAAGAUAGCUAAAGACUUUUUAAACACCGGAAUCACUUGGAACGGGACGGACAUAUAUCAUCAUGUCCCGCUGAAGGAGAGAGUCAAGCUAGCUCAAAACUGGUCUAAAGGCGUCUGCAAAAGGUCAAUUCCUCUCAAAUGGAAAACCAAAUUUGGACCUUGACUUCCAGCUCUCCUAGAGCAACAAUUGCCAUGUUUGACAGAGUGUGGUCUGUGGCCAUCAGUCCCACGCUGAGCUCGUUUGUGACUGGUACUGCAUGCUGUGAGAACUUCUCCCCUCUUCGCAUCUGGGAUGUUGAGCGGUCAGCAUGUGUGUGCACUCUGGGCUCAGAGUUUCGUCGUGGUGCUGGUGUGCUGGAUAUACAGUUCGAGUCACCGUUCCAGCUCCUCACCUGCGGCUAUGAUACUUUCAUUAGACUGUGGGACCUUCGACUCAGCCCACAGAGGUGUGUGUUGCAGUGGGAGGAGCCUCAUGACAGCACACUCUACUGCAUCCAGACAGACAGUAAUCACAUGAUAGCCAGUGGCUCAUCAUACUAUGGUGUUGUGCGUCUUUGGGACAAACGCCGGACUCAGUGCUUACAGUUUUUCCAGCUGAGCUCUGACACUGUGAGCAGCCCUGUGUACUGCCUGAGGUUGAGCUGCUCUCAUUUGUACGCAGCUCUUGCCACAAGCCUGCAUUCACUGGACUUCAGGCAAAACCCCACUGGCAUCAGAUGACACAAGCGCAUACACACACACACACAUACACACACACACACUUUAUCAAAUCAUUAAAUAUUUUUUUACAGUGUACAUUUGUAGUGUUGAAUUCUGUCAGUUUGUUUUAAAGGGAUACUCCAGUCUAAUAAACUCCUAAUAAUGCUGGGAGAAAUUAAUAAAAUAAAAUAAUAAAAAGAUUUGUUUAUUUCACUUGUGACUGAUUAAACUGUAUAAACUAA